This is a messenger RNA of Adineta steineri, 1452 nucleotides long. NCBI's taxonomy places the organism in Eukaryota, Metazoa, Rotifera, Eurotatoria, Adinetida, Adinetidae. The record is from the annotation of a GenBank genome assembly.
AUGGCUUGUGCUUCUUCAACUAUUCUUUGUGCUACGUGUGAGACACUUAGCUCCGAAGUAAAGCCAAAACCAGGUAUUUUAUUAUGCACAGGCUGUCAGAAACACUUCUGUUCUCAACAUAUUGUAAAACAUCGACAGGAUUUAACGAAUUUACUUGAGAAUACAGUUCUGAACGAAAGAAAUGUAUUGCAAGAGAAAAUUUCAACUUGCAACGAGCAACAGUGGUCUGAUAAUAUCAAAGUACAGGUGGAGAUGAUCAAUAAAUGGGAAUUAGAUACAACUGAACUAAUUAAACAAUCAGCUGCAUAUGCACGCCAACGUUUGCAGGAAAUCGCUUUAAAGGAAGGUGACAAACUACUGAAGCAAUUCGCGAUGUUAUCAAGUGUAAUAGAUACACUGCGGGAAAAUGAAAAUUAUUUCGAAAAUGAUAUUAAUCAAUUAAUCAAUAAACUCCAGCAACUCCAACAUGACAUAGAACAUUUUCCUGUUGAACUUAGUAUCAAGAAAAUUUCACAUGAACUGAUCGUCGUCAAACCACUCACGCAACCGGUGUCACAUACUGCUGCCCCUUGUUACUUUGUUGAUCUUCUACUUACAUCACAGAAACCAAAAGUAUCCAUUCAUCUUUCACCCGGAGCACUUGGUCAAAUGCACCCAAUUAGUGAUCAAUUGAUUGCUUUUUCUUAUGGACGUGAAUUGCCUACUUUAAAUAUAGUUAAAAAAUCGUGGAAUAGUCUGCGUGGAGUUUCUGAAGCUAUUGAAUUACAUUGGUCCAGUUGUUUACAACAAUUUUUAGUACUACUGCCCAGUGGUCAAAACUUCCGGCCAAAUGAAUUAUACCAAUCUGAUCCAUAUUCCGGAAAUACUAAAGAGAUUUGGGCAAAAUCAGCCAAUUUGCAGUCUUCUUGGUCUCGCGAUUAUAAAACGUUAACAUGUUUUAAAGAGCAUGUUUUACUCGUUGUUGGUGAUAGAAUUGAAAAGUGGUUAGCAAAUGACCCUGAUUGGCACACUAAUGAGCAGUCUUAUACUGGGUGGUCUCCACCGAUUUCAUGUAACCCACAAGACAAGAUUAAAUGUAUUCGAAUGAAUGAUCUAUAUUACGCACUUUUGAUUGAAACAUAUGAUUAUCAAUCACGAGCGCCGGUGCUUUAUUUUCAUCUAAGAAGCCAUGGCAUGUCAACUCUUUACUGUAUGCAAACAGAUUAUAAUAAGUCGCCUGACAGAAUGCGUUUAAUUUCUUUAUCGAAUGAAUGUGGUUGGUUAUUCUUUUUUUGCGGAGAAAACAAACACUGCUGUUAUGUACUUGAUAACGAUGGGAAACGAUACGAUCAAAAUAUUGUUCUAUUAUCAAAUGUCACUGAUAUUGCUGUACAGAAUAAUUUAAUUUUUCUUCGAAAAAAAGUAGCGAACAGUACCAAUGAUGUCCUUGAAAUAUAUGAUUGGCAGAAAUGA